Ipomoea nil (Japanese morning glory) is the source of this 1932-nucleotide messenger RNA. RefSeq lists its product as uncharacterized. Gene Ontology annotation, biological process: lipid metabolic process. Lineage: Eukaryota; Viridiplantae; Streptophyta; Magnoliopsida; Solanales; Convolvulaceae. Gene Ontology annotation, molecular function: triacylglycerol lipase activity. Bases 83 to 1693 code for a protein of 536 amino acids. The transcript is spliced from 5 exons. The record is from RefSeq and is a predicted model, not a curated record.
UUGUAUCUGAAGCUCAACGAAGUUUGUAUCUUUCUAAAAAGGGGCGGAGUGGCCACCGUGUAGAGGUGUUCUUUUACUGGGAAUGGAAGGUAACGGCGGCGGGGAGUUUAGGUUCUUGAUAGUCAAGCCUGAGAAUGGAGGGAUUUGGGAUGCCUUAAGAUUUGGUGUAUUGGGGGACAAACAAAGCGGCGCUAAAUUUCUUCAAAGUUCCUCUUAUGGGAUCAUCAGGAAAGAACUCCAGGGUGUUUCUGGUUACGACGGCGACGGCGACGGCGGUGGCGGUGGCGAUGGAGAUGGGGAGGACCCUGCGCAUAUAUGGGUGAUAUUCGUCUCCAUUGUAGUGAGAAAGUUGUUAGCUUUGUUUAGGAAACCAUUGGAGUGGACUGGCUAUCUUUUGGAGUUCAUUCUGAACCUCAUCUCUCUCAAUGGCACCUUUUUUGCUUUCCUCUACAAAUUGUUUCAUGGGCAAUUGGUGAUGCCACAGAGAGGGUCUGAAACUUAUAUUUCUGCAAUUGGGCAUUUGGAUGGCCGUAUAGAUCUAUCCAAGAGUGAAGACCCCGAUUUCUGGAAGAAGAAUGUGCCAUUAGAACCUGGAAACCGAGCUCUUAUGGACCUCUGUAUGGUGGCUUCAAAGUUGGCCUAUGAGAAUGAAAAUGUCAUUAGGAAUGUUGUAAAUCUUCACUGGAGGAUGCAUUUUGUGGACUUCUACAACUGUUGGAAUGAUUAUCAACAAGAAAGUUCCACUCAAGUUUUUAUAUUGUCUGACAAGCCGAAAGAUGCAAACUUGAUAUUGGUUGGCUUUAGAGGCACAGAACCAUUUGAUGCUGAUGACUGGGGUACUGAUUUUGACUAUUCUUGGUAUGAGAUUCCAGAAAUGGGAAAAGUACACAUGGGGUUUUUAGAAGCCAUGGGUUUGGGGAACAGAAAGGACGUUUCUACAUUCCAAGAACAACUUUUCGUGAAAAAUGCAAAAUCUGGUUCUGCAGAAAGUUCUGAGCCAUCAUCUAUGUUGUUCAGUGAUUCUGAUGAGAAUAAUGGAUCUCACAACUCCAAAAAGCCUAAUGAUGCGGGCAAAGAAGAGUUUUCUGCAUACUAUACUGUUAGAAUGAAACUCAAAAGUCUACUCAGAGAGCAUGAAAAUGCAAAAUUCGUCGUUACAGGCCAUAGCUUGGGUGGAGCCCUUGCAAUUUUGUUCCCAACAGUUCUAGCAAUGCACAAGGAAGAGGAAAUGAUGAAACGGUUAUUGGGAAUUCAUACGUUCGGCCAGCCCAGGAUUGGGAACAGGCAGUUAGGAAGGUACAUGGAAGAGCAUUUGAAUCAACCCGCUCCCAGGUACUUCAGGACUGUUUACUGCAACGAUCUUGCACCUAGGUUACCAUAUGAUGACAAGACAUUUUUGUAUAAGCAUUUCGGGGUGUGCCUCUACUACAACAGCGUGUACAUUGAACAAAGAGUAGAUGAUGAGCCAAACCCCAACUAUUUUGGGAUACGCUUCCUGAUACCGAUGUACCUGAAUGCUGUUUGGGAGUUGAUCAGAGGUUUGAUGAUUGGUUACAUACAUGGAUCAGCGUACAAGGAAAGCUGGGAAUCAAUCCUGUGGAGGAUUGUAGGACUCUUUAUUCCUGGAAUUGCUGCUCACAGUCCAGUUGACUAUGUUACUUCCAUAAGGCUUGGGAGGGAAAGACAGAAUUAGCUGUCAUCCAUGUAAGGGCCUUGUUAACUCGCAUCUUGAGUGCGAAUCUGCAGGUGGACAAGAAGACCUGGUUUUGGAAGAAAUGGAGUCAAGAAACAUGUUUUAGAUUGUUUGAGUGGUGAUGUAUAUAUAUAACAGACAUUGCUGGUUUUAGUCUGGUUUGCAUGAGGAAACUCUUGUCUCUUGAGUGCAAUAAAUCAUAAAUGCUGCUGAUAAAAUCCAUUGAUUGUUUAGUUGCC